UUUCUGCUCCGCACCACCCAUAAAGCUUCCGUCGUGUGAAGGCGAGACCUUUCUACAAUGGCGUCAUCUCCGUCGUCUCCAACAUCUUCUUGCGGUUCUUCUUACUCUUCCCCGUUCUCCUCUCUUCCCAUAAUGUCCCUCAGAACGAAGAUUGUCGAGAAGAUUCAGGAAAAUCGCGUCACCCUCAUCGUUGGGGAGACUGGCUGCGGGAAAAGUUCACAAGUUCCGCAGUUUCUUUUGGAAGAAAACAUGGCACCCAUCCUAUGUACGCAGCCCAGGAGAUUCGCAGUUGUCACUGUUGCUAAAAUGGUUGCAAAAGCUCGUAAUUGUGUCUUGGGAGAAGAAGUUGGAUAUCACAUUGGACAUUCAAGGAACUUAUCAGAGAGGUCAAAGAUUGUAUUUAAAACUGCCGGAGUGUUGCUAGAGGAACUACGAGAGAAGGGUUUGACUGCACUAAAGUACAAGGCUAUUAUUCUCGAUGAAGUGCAUGAAAGAUCUGUAGAGUCUGAUCUCGUUCUCGUCUGUGUGAAGCAGUUUUUAUUAAAAAACAAAGAUCUGAGCGUUGUUUUGAUGUCAGCAACUGCAGAUAUUUCAAGAUACAAGGAGUACUUUAGGGACCUUGGUAGAGGUGACCGAGUUGAAGUUCUUGCAAUCCCUACCUCCAAUCAGAGAACUGUUUUCCAGUGCGGUGUCACAUACCUUGAGCAGGUAGCUAACUCUCUUGGGGUAAGCUCUGAAUUGAUGCAGUCCAUACGUCCUGGUCCGGAUCCUUCCACGGCCAGUGCUAACAUUGGCUCUGAACUGCACAAACUUAUUCAUGAUUUGGUGUUGCAUAUCCAUGAGAAUGAGCCAGAUAUUGAGAAAAGCAUCCUGGUUUUCCUUCCAACAUACUAUUCACUGGAGCAGCAAUAUCGCCUAAUGAAACCUCUUAAGUCAACCUUCAAAGUUCAUAUCUUACAUAGUAGCAUUGAUACUGAACAAGCUCUAAUGGCUAUGAAGAUUUCAAGAUCUCAUCGAAAGGUAAUUUUGGCCACCAACAUUGCUGAAUCAUCCGUGACGAUACCUAAAGUGGCUUUUGUCAUUGACUCAUGCCGAUCCUUACAAGUCUAUUGGAAUAAGUGUCUGAAAAAGGAAGCUACAGAGCUUGUUUGGGUUUCAAAGUCUCAGGCUGAUCAGCGCAAGGGAAGAACUGGUCGAACUUGUGAUGGCAAAGUUUAUAGGUUGGUUACUGGGCCUUUUUUCAAUGGGCUUGAAGAUCAUGAACAUCCUGCUAUUCUGAAAUUAUCCUUGAGGCUUCAAGUCCUUUUGAUUUGCUGUGCUGAGUCUAAAGCUAUAAAUGACCCCAAGGUAUUGUUACGAAAAGCUCUGGAUUCCCCAGAUCCUCAAGUUGUUGAAGAUGCAUUGGAUUUGCUUGUUCGGAUGCAUGCACUGAGAAAGACACCUAGGGGCCGUUAUGAGCCUACAUUCUAUGGACGGUUAAUUGCUAGUUUUCCAUUGUCUUUUGAUGCUUCUGUUCUAGUGCUUAAGUUUGGAGAAAUAGGGAUGUUGCGUGAAGGCAUCUUGCUGGGUAUAAUGAUGGAUAUGCAACCUCUACCCAUUCUUCAUCCAUUUGGAGAGGAAGCUUUGUUCGCCAAGUACAUUGAAUGCUUCUAUGGUGAAAAGACCAUCUUAAAUGGUCGAAAGGAGAGAGAAUUCUUGGGUAACUUCUGUGCUUUUCAGUUUUGGCAGCAUGUUUUCAAGGAUGCAUAUAAUGUCAACCAUUUGAUGCGAGUUCCAAAGAAUGAUGAGGUAAAUCCGGCCACACUCCUGAAUGACCUAAUGCCUGAGCUUGAACAGGAAUGGUGUUCUUCCCAUUAUCUUUUGCGGUCAUCGCUACAACAGGUGUCAGAAAUUUAUGAGGAUAUACUAAGUUCAGUCCAUCGGUUUCGGCCUGAAUUUUUGAGCACAUCUAAUGCCCUACCGAGUUCUACGGAUCCUUAUCAAUUCAAACACACGUGCCUUCUUGAAUAUCAGCCAGAUGUGCAUGCAGAUGUAGUUGCUGCAAAUGAAGAAGGCCUUUCACCAUCAAACGAAUCACAGAAAUGCACUGCUGCACCGUAUGUUGCUUCAAAUCACUUCUACAUUAAUGAUGUGGCACAGAAGUUUGCUACUAUUAUCAAAGAGAUCAGGGCUCAAUAUGCAGAGGAUGCUUCUGGCCAUCAACUGGAAAAUGUGGAUAUCGAUCAUUAUAGUGUAAAUGGGCAGGCUCCUCUUUGUGUAUUUUUCAUUAAUGGGUCAUGCAGCAGAGGCAGUAGUUGUUUCUUUUCCCACUCAUUACAAGCUAAGAGGCCCCAGUGCAAAUUCUUCUUUUCGUUGCAGGGGUGCAGGAAUGGAGAGGCUUGUAAAUUUUCACAUGAUGCGGGUGAUUCAGCGCUAUCAUUCAGGCCAUACUACUGCCUGCCAGAAAAUAAUGGCGUGAAUGCUGCAUCGCUUCUUGACUUGUUUCGGGCAUCUUCUAACGGAUCCAUUCUUAUACUGGAUGACACCGAUUUACAUUUCACCUUUCAUCUUGCUAGCUUCUAUGAUCCAUCGAAAAUAAUUUCUUCAUCAUGUUUGUCGGAAAUGACCAUAUGUGAACCAUCAUUGUCAGGAGUCAGAAUUUUAUGGGGUCUAUGUCAUCCAUACGAGACAAUUAUUGCCAAAGAAGGGCAAAAUCCUAUCCCCUGGAAGGAAAUUGGAUGUGUGCUAUGGUUUCCCUGUUUUGAUGGACUCGGUGAAGAUUUGGAUGGACAGAAGCAUCUCUUACAGAACUUCUUUGAGUAUCUGGCUGUUCGAAUUUUGGCUGACGAAUUGCACGAUGUGCAGGUUAUCAUAACCAUGAACAACCUCAGAUUUUCCCGGCUUCAGGUAGAAAAGUUGGGGAGAGGCUGUUUUUUCUUCCUUACAGAAUCAUUUGCUUUUGACGAAGGCAGCUUUGGAGCAGUACAUGACACCGUUGCCAAUAGGAAGCCAAUAGUGACAUCAAGGCCCGUCUCAUAUGUUUUUGUUCUGCACCGUCCCAGGGACCCUCGCUUUGGUGUUUGUAUAGCUACUCUUAGGGAGCAUCUGAAGGAAAUUCAGAAAAAUUAGGCACGAGCUGUGUGUGAGAGCGAGACUAAGGCUUGGCAGGUCAUUUGUGGAUAUGGCUUUUUAUAUUUACUUUGAAGAUCUUUAUGACCAAGGAUAAAACUUCAGUGAAUACUCAAAUUGUUUUGCUAUUUAACGUUUUAGCAUUACUCUGCUUUAUGACACCCAAGCACGCCUACGCACCUACACGAGUGCAUAUAUGCAUGCGCUCCCUCGUAUGUAUGUAGAAUUUGAUAUAUGAUCCAUAAUUUCCUUUUUUUUUUUUGUUACAACAUAAUUUCUUUUGUUGAUGUAAAUAUUUCGUCACAGUGAAUAUUGAAAGUUUAAUG
This is a messenger RNA of Neltuma alba, 3434 nucleotides long. Its product is annotated as DExH-box ATP-dependent RNA helicase DExH8-like. The coding region runs from base 58 to 3108 and encodes 1016 amino acids. The transcript has 14 exons. Gene Ontology annotation, molecular function: metal ion binding; ATP binding; helicase activity. NCBI's taxonomy places the organism in Eukaryota, Viridiplantae, Streptophyta, Magnoliopsida, Fabales, Fabaceae. Gene Ontology annotation, cellular component: intracellular anatomical structure. The record is from RefSeq and is a predicted model, not a curated record.